GAAACAGCGAGUAUAUGUGUGAACUGCGGACGUGAAAGAGAACAGGGGAGGAACAGAGCUCCAGUCACGUCAUUGAAACCGGACGAAAAAGUCCAGUCUGACGGAGCUGCAGAGAAUAAAGAUGUUUUCUCCCAGAGGCCUUCAGUCUAUGAUGCUCCUUGUUCUUCUUGGACUCGGCCGUCAUGAUGUGGAGGCUUCAGAAGGAAAACAAGUUAUUCAUAAAAGAGUUGGAGACUCUGUGGAGCUUUCAUCAAAUUUACCAACUGAAGGAGUCAAAAGGGCAACAUGGAAAUAUAAAAACUCAAUAGUAGCAGACAAAGAUUCAGGUCUUUUUCCAACCAAUCCAUUUCAGAAGAGAGUGAAGUUCAAUAACACAACCCUUAGUUUAACAAUAAGAGACCUGACUCUUCAAGAUUCUGGUGAAUUCAGUUUUACCUCAACAACUGACAGACAAAGACCUUCAGUCUCCAUCACUCUGCUAGUUCACGAGCCGAUAUCCACAAAUUCAAUUGUGUUUUCCAACGUCACUGAAGAUGGAUCAAAUGGAGUUUGUACAGUUUUUCUGGAGUGCAAAGCAAAUCCUCACAGUGACGUCACCUACAGCUGGACUGUGGGAACCCAAACCAGAAACGGCUCCAGACUGCAAUACAGCAUUAAACCACAAGAUGGAGACACCACAUUCACCUGCACUGCCUCCAAUGUUAUCAGUGAGAAGUUAGCAUCCACAACACUGAGAUGCAGCAACACAGGAACCAACUCUACUGACGAUGUGGAGGCUUCAGAAGGAAAACAAGUUAUUCAUAAAAGAGUUGGAGACUCUGUGGAGCUUUCAUCAAAUUUACCAACUGAAGGAGUCAAAAGGGCAACAUGGAACUAUAAAAACUCAAUAGUAGCAGACAAAGACAAAGGUCUUGCUCAAACCAAUCCAUUUCAGGACAGAGUGAAGUUCAAUAACACAACCCUUAGUUUAACAAUAAGAGACCUGACUCUUCAAGAUUCUGGUGAAUUCAGUUUUACCUCAAGAACUGACAGACAAAGACCUUCAGUCUCCAUCACUCUGCUAGUUCACGAGCCGAUAUCCACAAAUCUAAUUGUGUUUUCCAACGUCACUGAAGAUGGAUCAAAUGAAGUUUGUACAGUUUUUCUGGAGUGCAAAGCAAAUCCUCACAACAACGUCACCUACAGAUGGAGUGUGGGAACCCAAACCAGAAACGGCUCCAGACUGCAAUACAAUAUUACACCACAAGAUGGAGACACCACAUUCACCUGCACUGCCUCCAAUGUUAUCAGUGAGAAGUUAGCAUUCAAAACACUGAAAUGUAGCAACACCACAGGACUCAGUUCUACUAAAGGAAUACCAAUGAUAGUCUGGAUUAGCGUUGCAGCAGGAGGAGGUUUACUGAUCAUUAUUAUAAUCAUAGUGGUGAGCGUAUGUCUCUGCAAAAGAAAAUGGUCUGGCAGUGAUUCAAAUGAACUCACAGUGUAUGCCGAUAUCUCCGAUUUUUCAUCUGAAGUUGGAAGCUCUGAUAAACCCUGCUCUCUGUACGACACUAUCGACAGCAGAAACAGUCCGGAUCGGCAAAUGCCUCAGACGGUCUACGACAAGAUCCAGAUCCAGCGGAUGAGGAAGACUUCGGUGUCUCCGUACCAGGAGGUUUCCUAGACGAUUUGAACCUUUACGUUUUGGUGCACCUAAAAAAAAAAAAAAGUCAGAAAACACCCACUGGCGUUAACAGUUCCAGUGUAAUGGAGGAACCGUUAGAGCUGAGCAUAAUUUGGGACAUUUUCAGCAGCUUUAAGAUUGUGGGCCAAUUUUGAUGCAAGGACUUGCUUUUCCAAGUUACACAUUACACCUGUUGAUGUCAAUAACUGCUUUGGCAUUUACAAUGUGCAACAUGUAAUGUCAGACCCUCGUCAGACCUAGCAGAAAUACAAGAACGCGUCUCUUGGUUGAUAAAGAUAAACAGUCCAUUGGAAACGUAUCCAUACCCCUUGAUGUGUUUCCACUUUUUGUUACAUUACUAUUGAGAUUUGUGCGAUAAACAACACGCAGUAGAGUAAAAUUUGGAAGUGGGAGGGAAAUUAUACAUGGAAACGACGCCGUGAAUUUGGAUUCGGACUCUUCAACCUGUGAAUCUCUGCAGCUCCUCCACAGCAACCAUAUAGUAUUCUUGGUUACUUAUCGAAUUGAGACGUAGUUCUCAUGUGACAUCACACUUCGGGGAACUUUGUAGCUGUCAGCCAUCUUGGUAGGGACCAUAACUAAUUGUAAUGAUAGUUGCCAUGGAGUUGCUUUGACAAUAAACAAUCCGCAAGCUUAGAACUAGCUCUUACCUCAUUUCUGUCUAAUUUAUGAACAAUAACAGUACAUUACAACUAGUACUCAGUUACAAUUUUUGAGUACUCUACCUUCCUUUUGUUGGUCAGGUAGCCGUAGUUCAUCUUCAAAUCGUCUUCAAAUCAAACAAAGUUGGUGCCAAACAUUUGUGUGUAUUUUUUUUUUUUUUUUUAAGAUUUUCAUAAAAGUUUUCACCCGUCAUGAAAGGUCAAAAUUGGGGUAUGGAUACUUUCUAUGGAUGACCUGGACUUUAGAAUUACUCAGGUAUUUACACUAGCUUUUAAAUAAAGGAGAACAAUAUACCACUCUGCAUAUUUUUUUAUUACAAACAGAGCACUGUGUUGAAAUGAACAUGUAGCAACAGUGAGCCAAAUCAUCUCCAAAGACCACCAACAACAAAGAUCACACAACAGGGAGCACUCACUCUGUUAAAAUUAAAGAGAAUUUCAACCAGUUUUAUUUCACUGCUGUCCCAAUAUGACCAGAUCACCUGGCAUGUGCGUCGGUGCCAGGUCUGAACUGGAUGUGAGAAAAUGUGACAUCAUAGAAACAAUCUAUUUUCAUAAGAUUUAUUUUUCUGAAACACCCACCAUUGUGUAAUUUUUAAAAAAAAUGGUUUUGUCAUAAACAAAACUAAAAGUGCCCAUUUUCUUUGAAGCAACAAAGAGAGAGAAAGGUUAAGGUAAUUAGUCAAAUUCUAAAAUAAUACACGUAUCAGAUAUCGGUGGAUGAUAUGCAAAUUAAUAAGAAGCAUUGAUUUGAUAAAACCUAAUUUAAGGACAGUGAUUUGCAAAACGCACACGUUUAUUGUUCAUUUCAAAUUUGUCCAUGUUUUUUCCAUAUUUUGAAGCUGGGAAGUGGAUAACUUUCUGUUUUUUAAUGUAUAUUAACUUAUAUGUUUGUACAUCUUGUAAAUAUAUAGAUGAUAUAAAUAAAAAUGUAUAUUACGCAAAUGUUUGUCUUGUUGAGGUUCACUUGUGUUGCCGUUCACCCAGCUGUAUGUCUGCUUGUUUUUUUGUUUUGUUUUGUUUUUUCAUUUAUUUAUUUUUUUUAAAACCAUCUGUACCAUAAUAAAAAUUUUGUCUGA
Gambusia affinis (western mosquitofish) is the source of this 3425-nucleotide messenger RNA. Its product is annotated as obscurin. The record is from RefSeq and is a predicted model, not a curated record. NCBI's taxonomy places the organism in Eukaryota, Metazoa, Chordata, Actinopteri, Cyprinodontiformes, Poeciliidae. The transcript has 10 exons. Bases 122 to 1663 code for a protein of 513 amino acids.